GACUGCCGUAUAGCCAGAGAGUUUCUGCCCAUCGAGCAGGUCUUCGGAGGGAGAUGGACCGCAAGAGGGGGUUGGAAUGGUUGACAUAAGAGGGAGUUAAAAGAACGAUAUUGGCAUCAUGAUGGAUUUAGACUCGAACUCUUGCACCCGCGGUGACAAUCAUACUUAGCUUACGAGUAUCCCGAAAGCAACAUCCUAACCAAAGAGCAACGUUUCAACAAUGAGAUUCGCCCUACUCGCCACGUCCCUGGCCUCCCUCGCCGGCAUCGUUCUCGCCAAGCCUGAGAAGAUCAGGGGCGUAACCGACCCCGUCUACCACUUGUACCUUCAAGCCUAUCCCAAGGACAAGUCGAUCCCCGUCCUGGGACCUGAGGCAUCGGCGGAGUUCUUCAACAUUGCCGGAACUAUACAGAGCGCCAACUCGAGCUCGUAUCUCAACUUUGGCAGCGAUGCUACGUCGUACAAGACUCUUCAGUUGAGCAACGCCUCCGGCACCAGCGCGUGGGGUCUCGAAGGGGAUACUAUAAUUACCACCCAGAGCAGUAGCUGGGGACGUCAGUUGAACUUCUUGGUGUGUCAGCUGGAUACAAGCUACUGGCAACUCUAUCUUCAAACCGGGAGUGAUGUGCCAACUGGGAGGAACUGCAGCAACUAUCAGACGAUUCAUCUGCCGUGCCUCUGCUAGAUGGGUUCGAUCUGAGAUCGGGUCCGUUACACAGGGAAGAGGAGCUGAACGGGCGAUGUCUAGCUACGUUGCAUGUAGAUAAUCGGUGGUCGUCAGAACUAAAAGUCGCGG
This is a messenger RNA of Colletotrichum godetiae, 796 nucleotides long. RefSeq lists its product as uncharacterized. Bases 221 to 685 code for a protein of 154 amino acids. The record is from RefSeq and is a predicted model, not a curated record. The transcript has 2 exons. NCBI's taxonomy places the organism in Eukaryota, Fungi, Ascomycota, Sordariomycetes, Glomerellales, Glomerellaceae.